AUUCGUCUGUUUUGUUUUUGACUGCUGCUGCGUAGGAAUACAUUUCUCAAACAAAGUUUAAUUAGUGCUUUUUACAUAUAUUUUAUAAUCUAAUAUUUGAAUAAUAUAUAUUACUCUUUUACUUUCUUAACAAACAAUGUCAUCGAAAUCGAAAAUUAUCAUAGGUCCUGGAGCAAUUGUUUGUAAAGAGAGUGAAUUGGUUGGAGAAAUAACAAUUGGCGGUCGGACUGUUAUACAUCCAAAAGCUCGCAUCAUAGCAGAAGGUGGGCCUAUUAUUAUUGGAGAAUCCAAUUUAAUUGAAGAACAAGUACAAAUUAUUAAUAAGGGUAAUCCUAAAGAUCCUGAUUCCCAGGUACCUAUGAUAAUAGGUUCCAAUAAUGUGUUUGAAGUUGGUGCCUAUAUUGAAUCUAUGAAAAUUGGAGACAACAAUGUUCUUGAAUCUAAAUGUACUAUUGGAAAAUACACACAAUUAACAUCUGGAUGUGUGAUUGGAGCAAAAUGUGAGUUAGUUUGCAAUGAAAUUAUACCAGAAAAUACUGUGAUAUAUGGGUCUACUUGUGAACGUCGCCAUCAGGCAGAGAAACCAGCUCCACAAACUUUGCAAUUGGAUUUCUUAACUAAAAUUUUGCCCAAUUACCAUCAUUUGCGGAAACCAACUCGUAUUGAAUCAAAAUCGCGACGCAAAGUAACUAUUGGUGUAAGUAACUACAGAUGAGGGAGCUUGAUAUAUCCAUAGCCCUCUUUGUGUGUGUUCCUUUCCUUUCCUACAUCUCCUUGUCCUUUGACCAGAUCAGUCAGAAUAUAGGAACCGGAUCAAAGCUUAACUGCAGCUGUCUGCUCUGCUUACUACUUGUCAAAUGAAGUUGUGAAGCAACGUAAUAAUACUCUUCGAGAAUUUUGUAUUCUACUUUUCCUUGAGCAUUGCUGAAGAGCUUAGAAAAUAAAAUAAAAAAAUAACAAAAUUUCAAUUCGAAAAUAAAGAAUUUUGCAGCAUGAAAA
Messenger RNA from Argiope bruennichi, 999 nucleotides. It is a transcript of the gene DCTN6-p27, whose product is annotated as dynactin subunit 6-like. The record is from RefSeq and is a predicted model, not a curated record. The transcript has 8 exons. The coding region runs from base 137 to 715 and encodes 192 amino acids. Gene Ontology annotation, cellular component: dynactin complex. Gene Ontology annotation, biological process: mitotic spindle organization. Gene Ontology annotation, molecular function: dynein complex binding. Lineage: Eukaryota; Metazoa; Arthropoda; Arachnida; Araneae; Araneidae.